Didymodactylos carnosus is the source of this 1737-nucleotide messenger RNA. NCBI's taxonomy places the organism in Eukaryota, Metazoa, Rotifera, Eurotatoria, Philodinida, Philodinidae. The record is from the annotation of a GenBank genome assembly.
AUGUUAGCCUUGCAGGCUUAUGAUGAUGAUGAUGAUCAAACCAAUACUACUGAUAAUGACAACGAACAAAUAAUGCCCACUACUACAAAUUUUGAGGAUGAGAACAAGAUCACUGAUCCAUCAUUUUCUAUUAUGUCAAAAAUUAGACUCAAUUUAACUCCAGCUGUUAUUAUUCAACCUGAGAAUACCACAAAUUUUCUCGAUAUUAAAACCAAAUUAGUAACAUUUAAUCCAAAGUACGAAGAUAUGUACGCACCGGUUUUUGGUCCUGAAAAUCCACAUCUGAAUCAACAACAACGUGCGUUUAAAAAUAUGCUUAGUGGUCAUGUUGAAUCGGCCAGUGUCAGUGAUUUUCUCUUUGAAAAUCAACGUCGAACGUUUGACAGUUUUGGCUAUGCAGCUGAUCCGAGUGUUGAAACACAUACAACAACCCAUUUGGUUGGAGAUCUUAUUAAUGCAGAUAUUAAUGAAGGAGUGACGGUAUUUGAAGCAACAAGAAAACGUCUGGCAGAUAAACGUAAAAAGGAAAAAAAUUAUGAUUCAAGUGAUGUGGAAGGAUUUCGAGGACCGUGGGCACCGUUUGUCGAUGAAGUUAAAAUAUCACGACCAACAGAAGACGAACAAAAAGAAUUGGAUCAGCUAUUAUCAAAACGUAAAAAACGUGCUCGUAUUAAUGAACAAAAGGAUGAAGAAGAAGACAAUACAAAUAAGACCAUUUUACACAUUAAAGAUCCGUAUGAUUAUCAAGGACGAUCAUUUUUACACAUACCACAAGAUGUGGGAGUUAAUUUGAGAUCUGAUGAACCACCACAACGAUGUUUUAUACCCAAACAAUGUUUACAUACAUACAAAGGACAUACGAAAGGUGUUCAGAAAAUACAUUAUUUUCCUGUAUCAGCACAUUUGUUUUUAACAUGUUCAAUGGAUUGUAAGAUUAAAUUAUGGGAAUUUUACAAUGAACGUCGUUGUAUUCGAACAUACAUGGGUCAUAGUCAAGCUGUACGUGAUAUUAAUUUUAAUAAUCAUGGUACCGACUUUUUAUCAGCCUCUUAUGAUCGAUAUAUCAAAUUGUGGGAUACGGAAACAGGGCAAGUGAAAAGUAAAUUUACCACAAGAAAAAUUCCUUAUUGUGUGUCGUUCAAUCCCGAUCCACAUAAACAACAUUUAUUUGUGGCUGGAAUGUCGGAUAAAAAAAUUGUUUGUUUUGAUACCCGCAGUGGUAAUGUUGUCCAAGAAUAUGAUCGACAUUUAGGUGCAAUUAAUACGGUGACAUUUGUUGACAGAAAUCGUCGAAUUGUAUCGACAUCUGAUGAUAAAUCUAUACGUGUAUGGGAAUGGGAUAUACCGGUUGAUUUUAAAUAUUUAGCUGAUCCGACAAUGCAUUCUACACCAGCUGUUUCUUUAUCACGAAAUGGUAAAUAUCUUGCCUUUCAGUCAAUGGAUAAUCAAAUUAAAAUUAUGGAACCUGGCUCAAAUUUUCGAUGGAAGAAUAAAAAAGUGUUUAAAGGUCAUAUGGUUUCGGGUUAUGCAUGUGGUUUGGAUUUUUCACCUGAUAUGUCCUAUGUGAUUAGUGGUGAUGCUGAUGGACGAUUAAUUAUUUGGGAUUGGAAAACGACAAGAUUAUUUGAACGUAUUAAAGCACAUGAUGAUGUUUGUAUUGAUGUUAAGUGGCAUUGGCAUGAAAAAUCAAAAAUUUUAACAGCCGGAUGGGAUGGUGUCGUUAAACUAUGGGACUGA